AUGGCGACCUCACUCAAGUCCAUCCGAUCCCUUGUUCCACUCCUCGAUAGAGUCCUUGUCCAGAGGAUAAAAGCUGAGACCAAGACUGCUGGUGGUAUUUUCUUGCCAGAAAGCAGUUUGGAGAAACUCAAUGAAGCCAAGGUAUUAGCUGUUGGACCCGGUGGUCUUGACAAGGAGGGAAAGAGAUUGCCAAUGGGUGUGUCAGAGGGCGAUAGAGUACUGAUUCCUCAGUUUGGAGGCAGCCCAGUCAAGGUUGGCGACGAGGAGUAUUCCCUGUUCAGGGACUCUGAACUACUGGCCAAGAUCAAGGAAUAG
Molecule: messenger RNA, 315 nt
Organism: Lithohypha guttulata
Lineage: Eukaryota; Fungi; Ascomycota; Eurotiomycetes; Chaetothyriales; Trichomeriaceae
Gene: hsp10
Product: mitochondrial heat shock protein Hsp10
Exons: 4
Coding region: 1-315 (104 amino acids)
Cellular component (GO): mitochondrial matrix
Molecular function (GO): ATP binding; metal ion binding; protein-folding chaperone binding
Source: RefSeq, a predicted model, not a curated record